Osmerus eperlanus (European smelt) is the source of this 2776-nucleotide messenger RNA. It is a transcript of the gene mxi1, whose product is annotated as max interactor 1, dimerization protein. Gene Ontology annotation, molecular function: RNA polymerase II cis-regulatory region sequence-specific DNA binding; DNA-binding transcription factor activity, RNA polymerase II-specific; protein dimerization activity. Lineage: Eukaryota; Metazoa; Chordata; Actinopteri; Osmeriformes; Osmeridae. The transcript has 6 exons. The coding region runs from base 112 to 921 and encodes 269 amino acids. The record is from RefSeq and is a predicted model, not a curated record. Gene Ontology annotation, biological process: regulation of transcription by RNA polymerase II.
AAUUCCAUCCACCUCAGCUCAGUUCAUUUCAGUCAUCAGCGCUCACUUGCCCCGUGCACAGACAAGGGAACAAAUUCAGUCAAGCUGAAUUGUCAAAGACCCAAAAGGAAAAUGGUCAAAUACAUGAGACAGAAAAACGAGUUGAAAACCGAAGAGGUCCUAUUGGAGUCUGAUAGAUCUAUGGACCAACAGGAUUUUGGCGAGAUGUCGGGAUAUUCUUUCAACGACGUCCUAUCCAAAUGUUCCGCAAUGGACCAAAUCGACACUUUUAUGAAAAACGUGCAAGUGCUGUUGGAUGCAGCAAACUACAUUGAAAAUAACGAAAAGAACAAUGGAAAAUGUGAACAUGGAUAUGCGUCAACAUUCCCCACAACUGAGACCACACAUCACCAGGGACAACGCAAAUUAAAGAAUAAAAAAAUUGACAAUCUUCACAACAGGUCAGCACACAAUGAGUUGGAAAAGAAUAGACGAGCUCACCUCCGUCUGUGCCUGGAGAGAUUGAAGUCCCUUAUCCCCCUGGGGCCCGAUUGCAGCCGGCACACAACCCUGGGGCUGCUGAACAAGGCCAAAGCACAUAUCAAGAAGCUAGAGGAGAUGGAUCGUAGGAGUCAGCACCAGCUUGAGACCCUGGAGCGAGAGCAGAGGCACCUGCAGAGGCAGCUAGCUCACCUGCAGAGCCCUGGAGAUAGGGAGAGGGUCCGCAUGGACAGCGUGGGCUCGCCUCUGCGCUCCGAUCACUCUGACUCAGACAGAGAGGAGAUUGAAGUGGACGUGGAAAGUACUGAGUUCUCCCAUGGAGAGAUGGAUAGUGUUAGCACCAGCGGCUGCAGUGACUUGGAUGACCACAGCAGCAGGCAGAGCCUGGCCAGCGAUGAGGGAUACUCCACCUGCAGUCUAAAACUGGCCUUCUCCACCUAAAGCACCAGCCUGAACCCCCACUUCAACUACAAUCCAACAUGGCUUUCUCCUCCCAAGACCCAGCCUAUAACUCUACGGUGCACUCUUGCUGCAGAGCCUGGUCGACUCUGAAGAACCAGCCUCUCCCCUAUCUCCUCCGGCAGAGUAAAAUAUGAACUACCCUUCAUCCAGCCUUAAGUUCAACUGGUCCCCUGCAAAGAAGCGGAUGUGCAGCCCCAUUUUCCCUGAACGUUUCAAAGUCACCUGCAGUUUAAAACUGGUAUUCCUAUUCUAAGAUCCAGUUCAAGUUCAACUUCGCCUGCAGUCCAAGACUAGCAUUUUUCAUAUGAUUACCAGCCUGAUACAGUUGUACUUGCAGUCUAAACUGAUCCUUUGCUAACCCUCCACUAUAGGAUCAACAGCCACUAAAAGUCCCACAACCCUAAUGUGGGCUACACACCCUACACUCUAUCCUUAUUCUUGUAAAACCAGCGCAAAGACUAACAGAAAACCAGCCAAGCUCACCAGUGACAAAAGCAACAUUGAAAUUAAAGGUGCAUAAAAGUGUCCCUUCCUUUGGAUGUCCCGAACAAACUAUUCUCACCGAGACAUAGGAAAGAGACAUCACUUGUCAAUCGCCAAGCCACCGUCUAUGGCUUAUAUGUCAGCAUUCUAGAUGGGUUUUUUUCUUGAUAGGAACUCCCUUUAGGUUCCACACCAAGCCUAGAACUUCCCAGCCAAGCAGAAACCUUUUAUCGACUGGAACACUGUCUUACCCCAACAGCUCAGACCACCUAUGGUUGUAAUUAAUUUAAAUAUUUAAUAUUUAUUUUUGCUAUAUUUUAUUGUGCUGUAUGUCUUGGCCCACUUGAAUGAAUUUUAUUGAAAAAAGAAAUUUGUUGGAUGUUUUAAUGAGUUCUUAGUUGUGUUUCAAUUGUUUUGAUUAUAAAGCCUCACUGAGUGUUACUAAGAUAUCCCCACUGAAGCUUGGCAACAGGACGUGCUCAAUGUAUCACUGGCAUACGCCUUCUUCUCAUUUUGAAACAGAUUAACGUUCAGACGAUAAUAUAUAAGCUAUCCUACACUUGACCAAGCACACGUUUUAAGCAAUAACUCAAAUUACCAAUUUUGUUGACUCUUUUUGGCACACCGUUUUGUCCGUCCAGCACCAAAUUAAAUUUUCUAGUUUUGUAUGUCAGUACAAUGGCUUUAUUGAUGAAAAUCUCAGUUGUUAAAAGAUGAUUGUAAUGAUUGGAACAGAAUUACUGAUGUGCAUGUGUUUUGAAUGUAACCUUCAGUUCUGUUGUCAUGUGCUUUGGGUUGACCUGUUUAAAAAGCCAGAACAGCAAAACACCCCAAACAGAAUUGCAGUUUAUUUACAUGGUUUUAACUAUGCUUGCGUGUAGUACUUUUGUUUCAAAUUAUAGCAGAGGGGCAUUCCAAAGUUAAAACCCUUGGUCUGUAAUUUAUUUGGAGCGAGUAUGUUAAAUAUUUGAAAUCUAAUUGUUCACAGAUAUUGCACUGCUAGCCCACUCUAUUCCAAAAAACCAAAUGAGACAUUUCAGUGUACAUCCAUGCCCAUAUUUUCCUGGUACAAGUCCUAAAUAGAUCAUUACCACCAAUGUGUCUUAACAUGACUAAGUUGACUCUUGCACACAUUUCUUAGUUUCAAGUCUUUAUCCAACGUUUGGAAAACUGUAAAAUGCACUAUGAAAAAGACUUGUAUCAAGGAAGUAAUUCUGAGCAAUAUCAGAAUGUUUUCUUUUGUCCAAAAUCAGACAUCAAAGGUGACUUUUGCAAAACAUGUGUCUGGUCUCCCGCUUAUGUUGUGUUAUGGUUCCUGGAAACUUGAUCAAUAAACCUCUGAACAUCUCUA